Suillus subalutaceus is the source of this 327-nucleotide messenger RNA. RefSeq lists its product as uncharacterized. NCBI's taxonomy places the organism in Eukaryota, Fungi, Basidiomycota, Agaricomycetes, Boletales, Suillaceae. The transcript has a single exon. Bases 1 to 327 code for a protein of 108 amino acids. The record is from RefSeq and is a predicted model, not a curated record.
AUGCCUAUCCUUGGCUGUAAGUGUUAUUCGACAUCUGCUGCUCUUGAGGAGCCGAAGACAAAUCCUGAAGAACCCAAGGGCCAGCAACUGGACAAGACGACACUAGAGCCACCCGCACCGUCAGCUGCUGAGGAGCAGAGUGGCAGCACCCCUCCAGAAGGACCCAAAGAGUCAAAGAAGGAGGUGAAGAAGCAGGAUUCGAUACCAAAGGAGGACAAAUCGAAAGCGCCUCCUCCUGCGCCAAAGGUCCCUGGUAAUCGGGGCGAGACAAGAGUAAGCAGCAUUUUUAUUCCUGCUUUGUCAAUGUUGACGUGCUUCGGCCCUUAG